AUGGAAGAAUUGCUGUUUAUAAUCUAUUUACCAUCAGAAAUAAUAUAUCAGAUAUUACAGUACUUAUCUCAUAAUACUUUGAUUGAACUAAUCUCCGUUCCAUUUUUAAAUCAAUAUGUUACAAGUUAUUUACAUCCCGUUUGUUUGAUUGAUAGUAAAGCAAAAGAAGUUAGACAUAAUCCUAAAGUAAAAGUAUUCAAAACUAUAACAGCAUUUACGAAAUUUCAAAAAUUACACAAUUAUUCUCCUCAACGAUUGGUUCUUAGUAAUAAUAUUGGGACAAAUAAAGUUGGAGCAAGUACUGAUUGGUAUUCACCUUAUAAGCUUGAGAUAGUUAAUAAUUUAGAGUUAAUUACUGCUAGAAACGUUGUUAAAGUGACAUUAUUUUCAAGUUUCUCCCUACCAAUACGAGCAAUCCCUUCUCACGUAACUGAAUUGAGUAUAUUUGGAGACAAAUUAAACUUGGUACACUCAAACAUUCAAACUUUGGAAAUCAAUCAAUUUGAUUUGAGAUAUAUGGAAUUACUUACUGAAAGUAUUAAAGAAUUGAAAUUGCUAGAGUUUAAACUACCGUCUUCAUUCCCCUCACUGAGUGUAAAAUUCCCCAUCAAUUUAACACAUUUAACAAUAACAGAAGGACAACACAGUCUAAGUCUGAUAAAUUUACAAUCGUUAUUGUUUUUAAAACUGCUAAACUAUAAGGGAAAUUUAAAAUUAAAUACUCCACAAAUGACAUCAAUGCAAGAUUUGCAAUUGCCAGAAUCCAUUGAACGAGUAUGUUUAAAAUGUUUAAACCUUGUUAGUUUACAAAGUAUUUCAAACUUGAAAUGUUUAACACAUUUAGAAAUCAUUGAUUUUCCUAAAUUGUUUACAUUUUUUGACACUAAAUUCCCCAGUGGGUUAAAGACGUUGAUAUACAAAUUUGAUACUGUUGUUCCGAACUUGUCAUAUUUUCAAAAUCAAAUGGUUUUAAAUUUUGAUUCGUCACGAUUGGUCAGAGAAACAACAACAGGCAAUAUGAUUUUCCUUAAAAUUGACGAAAGAUUUGAAAUCCCCAACCAAUUAAAAGUGUUGAUUCUUGAAAAUAUCCCCUAUGUGAAAGUUUCCAAAUCUAUUAACAUCCCUACUACUUUGAACGAAUUGAUAAUUAGAAAAAUACCAGGAGUUGUCCCUGCCAACAACUUUAACAUUGUACCACUCAACACAGCUUUAUAUAGACUUACCCUAAGCAAUAUGAUGCUUGAUUCAUUAGAAGGAAUGAAAUUCCCUGAAAAAUUGAGUUUCUUGGAUUUAUCACGUAAUCAAUUACAACAUAUUCAUGGAACUAAUCUACAUAGUUUAAAAUACCUAAGAGAAUUGGAUUUACUGAGAAAUAGAUUUGAAAGAUUUAUUGAUAUUGAGAAUGAUAUACCCACUGGAUUGGAAACAUUACAUUUACAAAGCAAUUUGAUUAAUCAUUUUGAAAUCAAAAACCAUAAUAUCCAUUUGUUGCAAUUAAAUUUGAUGCUUGUUAAGAAUGGACGAUAUCUGAAUGUAUUUAAAUUUCCUACAAAGCUCCGUCAUUUACAAUUAUCGAUUCAAGUUGAUAAAUUAUCGGAUAAUUUCGAAUUACCUACAAAUUUACAAAGUUUACAAAUUCAUCAUCCAUAUUAUGGGAAAAUUGUCACAUUCCGUAAUUUCUUUCAAAAUUUAUCGAAUUUACAAUUGACUAAACUUUCAUUAUUAAAUUUGACUUUUACUAAAGAUUGUUUAAUUCAAAUUCCUUCCACAAUUGAACGACUUACCAUUGCUGGAAAUUUCAGUCAAAACAUUAUAAACAAUUUAAAUUUACAAAAUUGUAACAAUCUAACCAGUUUAAGUUUAAGUGGAGGAUCAGUUAAUUAUUUCAAUUUGAAUAAUAUUCCUAGUGGGAAACUUGAACAAUUGGAAUUGAAAAACAUGAAAUUAAAAUACAUUAAUGGCAAUUUUGAUGAAUUCAUACAAUUGGAAUACUUGAAUUUAGAACAAAAUCAAAUCACAAAUGAUAACAACACUGCUACAGCAACCACUACUAGCGAUGGUAAAACCAAGACCAAGAAUAAGUUAAAUUUGCCAAGUUCCAUAAACACAUUGAUUCUAAACAAAAAUGAUUUGAAUGAUUUAUCUAAUGUAUUUUUAGAUAAUUGUCGAUAUUUAAGAAAAAUUUAUCUUGAAAUGAAUCCAAAUUUAGAUUCUCGAGUGAUCUUUAAAAUUGCAAAAUUAUUAAUGCAAAUUCUGGAUAGUUUUGUUGGAAUUUAUUUAUCACUGAAUUUGAUUUUUAGUUCAAAUUUGUUUUUGGAGAAUUAUGAGGUUUAUAGUAAGAUUAUUUUUAAUACGGAUUUUAUAGAAGGAUAG
Messenger RNA from Candida albicans SC5314, 2373 nucleotides. RefSeq lists its product as uncharacterized. The record is from RefSeq and is a predicted model, not a curated record. Bases 1 to 2373 code for a protein of 790 amino acids. The transcript has a single exon. Gene Ontology annotation, molecular function: protein binding. Lineage: Eukaryota; Fungi; Ascomycota; Pichiomycetes; Serinales; Debaryomycetaceae.